Spea bombifrons (plains spadefoot toad) is the source of this 1009-nucleotide messenger RNA. It is a transcript of the gene PHB2, whose product is annotated as prohibitin 2. Gene Ontology annotation, cellular component: mitochondrion; membrane. The transcript is spliced from 9 exons. NCBI's taxonomy places the organism in Eukaryota, Metazoa, Chordata, Amphibia, Anura, Pelobatidae. Bases 140 to 1009 code for a protein of 289 amino acids. Gene Ontology annotation, biological process: mitochondrion organization. The record is from RefSeq and is a predicted model, not a curated record.
CCGGAGGUGACGCACGGAACUGAUCCUCUAGCUGUCAGGUGCUACCCGAGGCUGAGCAGAAGGGGAAUACUUCCGGUGUCCUUCCACUGCCGGAGUCACAGAGCGGAGCUGCACGUGAGAGGAGUCCGCGGGCGCUAAAAUGGCACAGAAUUUGAAAGACUUUGCGGGGCGUCUUCCCGCCGGCCCCCGUGGAAUGGGGACAGCUCUGAAGAUGCUGCUCGGGGCAGGAGCCGUGGCUUACGCGGUAAAGGAGUCUGUCUUUACAGUGGAAGGAGGUCAAAGAGCCAUUUUCUUCAACCGCAUUGGUGGCGUUCAGAAGGACACAAUCCUGGCUGAGGGGCUUCACUUCAGGAUCCCCUGGUUCCAGUAUCCAAUUAUCUACGAUAUCAGAGCAAAGCCACGGAAAAUCUCAUCACCAACUGGGUCCAAAGAUCUGCAGAUGGUGAACAUUACCCUACGUGUCUUAUCGCGCCCGCUGGCAUCGGAGCUGCCCCUGAUCUAUCAGCGCCUUGGCUUGGAUUAUGAAGAACGGGUUCUACCCUCUAUUGUCAACGAAGUGCUGAAGAGCGUGGUGGCCAAAUUCAAUGCCUCCCAGCUGAUAACACAGAGAGCCCAGGUGUCUCUUCUUAUUCGUCGGGAUCUGACAGAGCGAGCGAAGGAUUUCAAUUUGAUCCUGGACGACGUUGCCAUCACCGAACUGAGCUUCAGCAGGGAGUACACGGCGGCCGUGGAGUCCAAGCAAGUGGCUCAGCAGGAGGCUCAGAGAGCUCAGUUCUUGGUGGAGAAAGCAAAGCAGGAUCAGAAGCAGAAGAUCGUCCAAGCGGAAGGAGAGGCCACUGCCGGCAAGAUGAUUGGUGAUGCGCUCAGUAAGAAUCCCGGGUACCUGAAACUCCGCCGGAUCCGGGCUGCGCAGAGCAUCGCAAAGACGAUUGCGGCAUCGCAGAACCGGGUCUACCUGAACGCUGACAAUUUGGUGCUGAACCUGCAAGACGUAACUUUCACCAGGUGA